Eimeria acervulina is the source of this 591-nucleotide messenger RNA. Its product is annotated as ribosomal protein L7/L12, putative. The transcript is spliced from 4 exons. The record is from RefSeq and is a predicted model, not a curated record. Lineage: Eukaryota; Apicomplexa; Conoidasida; Eucoccidiorida; Eimeriidae. The coding region runs from base 1 to 591 and encodes 196 amino acids.
AUGCUGGCGCGCUUCAGCCGCUGCAUGCAGCAGCAGCGGCUGCUGCUUCUGCAGCAGCGCAGCCUGCAGCAGCAGCAGCAACAACAGCAGCUGCAGCAGCAGGCGUUGCAGUGCAUGCAGCAGCAAACUCGUCUGUCUUCUUCUUAUGAUAUCUUUAAAAAGAUUCAAGACCCUCCAACAGAAGGGGAGUCAACAGAGUUGGCGAGAAAACCGUCGGAUAAGGUGCUGCGGUUAGUAGACGAAGUGAUGAGUUUGACUUUAAUUGAGGCUGCGGAUUUGUGCGAUUUAUGCCAAGAGAAAUUGGCACAAAGAGGAGGAGGCCCUGCGUUUAACUCUGCCAUGGCUGCUGGCCGCUCUCCUUUCCCCCAUCCCGCUGCACUCUUCGCUGGCGCCUUCUCUCCUUCAGCAAUUAACUUUGGAGCUGUGCCUCCUGCUGCUGGUGCUGCAGCGCCAGCAGCAGCAGCAGAACCAGCAGCAGCAGGAAACGCAGCAAGUGCUGCUGCUCCUCAAGGUGCGCUGCAGCAGCAGCAGCAACAGCAGCAGCAGCAGAAUCAGCAGCAGAGGAGGCAGUGGUUGUUGCUGCUGCGUUAG